AUGUGGGACGUGACUACUGACUUGGAGCCUGAGCUCCGGAAGGCGGAAGGCUUCUUGGCCGAAAGCAUAGGACGCGGCUUGAACCGUAUCUUCGGCACUGCUUCAAAAGCAGAGGAAGCACCAGCUGCAGUCAAGCGAAUAGUUUGCCGCGAUGACCCCAAGAAGGCCAAGAAGAUGGCAGAGACGAUCCAGUCAUGCCGGCUUGUGGUCAUCAGCCUGGCAGAUUGCACGCUGGAAGAUCUACAUUUUGCCAUCAAUGCGCUGAAAGUAGCGGCCGAUGGCGACACCCUCUGGCUUUGUUUUUCCUUUGGUGGGUGGUUGGAACUGCAGCCGCAGCCGGAACACUCGGCUUCAGAGCCCGGCGUGCUCUCGCGCCAGGGGUCGCCUCAGCGAGCAGGAAAUCCAGCCUUCAACCUCCAUGUGACUCAGAAGUCCACGUGCGCUGGAGCCACGUGUGUGCAUGGUCAUACAGUUUUUGCCGGCCGGCCUUCAAAGGCAAACGACUUGGGCAGGCCUGGCAUGGUCACAACGCCCAGCUCCUUUGACCAGAGCCUCGAAUACCUUGCGGCCGGCGCUUUGGCGACAGCAUCUCGGCCCAGACUGGAGGAUGCCGAAGGAAGCCGGUUGGCCUGCUUGUCGCCCGAAAAGCAUCCAGCAGCCAAUCCGAUGCUGGAGGCCCACCACCAGGGUGUCAUGGAAAGGUUGCUCUGCCUCCUCCCAGGAUGGGUCCGGCAGUUAGCCCGGUGCGGCCUCGCCUACUCAGGGGCAAACGUUACAUUGCUAAGCGAGAUGCUGAAGUUCCCGCUGCUCCUCACCGCUAUCGGCUUCAUCAAGACGCCGAGCCAAGUGGUACCCACCAUUAAGACAGCCUUGACCCGAAACCCAUUAGCUAUGUGGUGGGUCGGCUUGCUCUAUGCAGCUCAGAAUCUCCUCUAUUUCGUUUGCCUUCAGUACUGCUCUGCGGCUACGUACCAGAUCCUCAGUCAGAGCAAGCUGAUUUUUACAGCGGGCUUUAUGUCACAAUUGCUCGGCAAGAGCUUCUCCAGCAUGCAGAUUGUCGCUCUGGGCCUUCUGCUCUUAGGCACACUCCUCACGCAGCUUGCGGAAGUCGCAGGCCCAGCAGUGCUGAGUGGCACGGCUCCGUGGUUGGGCGCGGGGCUGACGGUGCUUUCUGCGCUGCUCUCUGCGCUGCCCAAUGUCUUCUAUGAACGGCUCCUUAAGGAGGAUACUGAUGAGUGGGUCACGAAUCUUCAGCUGACCACAUGGAUUUGCCUAUGGGUCAUCAUCAUCAAAGCAGCAGGGAUGGUCUUCCUGGGCACCGGUCCUGGAAUUCCUACCUUCGCGGAAGCUACAGCUGGCUUCAACGCCUAUGUUUGGGUGAUCGUGGCAUUGAAGACGUUGAACUGCAUCAUCAUCCCUACCUGCUUGAAAUAUGCCGACAACAUAUUAUACGGCUAUGCCAAGCCCAUAUCCAUCGUGCUUACCUGUGCGGCCACAGCAGCAGCAACAGGCGCAACGCCUUCUCUGACAAUGGUGGCAGCCAUUGUUUGCGUAGUAGUUUCGAUUGUGGUAUACGGGAAGGGCUGA
Symbiodinium pilosum is the source of this 1587-nucleotide messenger RNA. The record is from the annotation of a GenBank genome assembly. NCBI's taxonomy places the organism in Eukaryota, Dinophyceae, Suessiales, Symbiodiniaceae.